Lycium ferocissimum is the source of this 486-nucleotide messenger RNA. Its product is annotated as histone H3.3-like. The annotation marks the transcript as partial. The transcript has a single exon. NCBI's taxonomy places the organism in Eukaryota, Viridiplantae, Streptophyta, Magnoliopsida, Solanales, Solanaceae. Gene Ontology annotation, cellular component: nucleosome. The record is from RefSeq and is a predicted model, not a curated record. Gene Ontology annotation, molecular function: protein heterodimerization activity; DNA binding; structural constituent of chromatin.
CUCACUGCUUGGAAAUCUGCUCUGGCUACUGGGGGAGUGAAAAAGCCACAUAGAUUCUGGCCAGGAACAGUUGCGCUUCGAGAAAUCUGCAAAUACCAGAAAUCAACUGAACUUUUAAUCCGAAAGCUUCCAUUUCAGCGUUUAGUUCGUGAGAUUGCUCAGGAUUUCAAGACUGAUUUAAGGUUCCAGAGUUCUGCUGUUGCUGCUCUACAGGAGGCGGCUGAAGCGUAUCUCGUUGGAUUGUUUGAGGAUACUAAUCUGUGUGCCAUUCAUGCUAAGAGGGUGACGAUUAUGCCUAAAGAUAUUCAGCUUGCAAGAAGAAUUAGGGGUGAAAGGGCUUAAAAUGUAUUGUCUUGUUACUAGUAGUGGUUUUUGGUAUAUAGUGGGUUUCGAUCCGGUAAUGUUUUAAUUUCAGAAUUUUCUCGAUUCUGAAUAUGUAGUUGAAUCAAGUCCAUUUCAAUGAAAUAUCAGUGCUUUUUUGUUCAA